Balaenoptera acutorostrata (minke whale) is the source of this 3659-nucleotide messenger RNA. RefSeq names its product tuftelin 1 (gene TUFT1). Gene Ontology annotation, biological process: intracellular signal transduction. The record is from RefSeq and is a predicted model, not a curated record. The coding region runs from base 914 to 2143 and encodes 409 amino acids. NCBI's taxonomy places the organism in Eukaryota, Metazoa, Chordata, Mammalia, Artiodactyla, Balaenopteridae. The transcript has 13 exons. Gene Ontology annotation, cellular component: I band; intracellular anatomical structure.
AGGAGGCUAAUAUUUGAGUACCUCCCUCUUAUGUGGCAGAGAACAACCUCCAUACAUUUUCAGUUAAUCUUCAACCAAAAAGCUCUCAGUUGGAUGGUAUUCCCAUUUUAUAGCAAGAACACUGAGAGUUAAGUAACUGACUACAGAGACUGAUUACUUCUCCACCAAUUCACUCUUUCUUGUGUAGGAAGGACUAUUGCCUACCCAGAAAAGCUUCUCCCAACUCUCUGGGCAGAGUCCAUUCUUUCCUCUUUCUUUCUUUCCAACAGGCAUUUGGAAGGUUAGGAGGGUUCCUUAAAAUGUGUUAAGAGUAAGAUGACAUUUAUACUUCUGGACCUCAUGGCAGGGUAUGACUAGAUGACCUGAAGGUCACUUUCAUCUUGGCUAGUUCAGCACCCAUCUUCCCAUCGUUGGAUGGGAGAGGCAUAUACUCCUCUUUUAUGCUGCCAUAAUAUCAAGGCUGGAAGGAGCCUUAGAGAUACUUAGUCCAACGCUUAUUUUUCCAGUGAGAUCCAGAGGCCCAGAGUGGCUAAGCCUCUUGUCCACCUGUACACAUAACAUGGGUUAUUGGCAGGAUUUGGUCCACUCUGCCUUGCUGAUUCUCUCUCAAUGUUAUUAUCUCCCCAAAUCUCCAGCCCCCCACUUUUCCCUCUUAUUGCAUGCUUUCCCCCUCGGGUUUUCUAUCUUCCUCACAAUGUUUUUUAAAACUUCUUUGAGUUAUGAAAGAACAUCUGCUUUUACCUUUGAAGUUAGGUGCCUGCUUUCAUUUGGAUAAUUUCUGUGUGGCUCAUAGAAAUAGGGGUUUGGAUUCAUGUACCUUCCUAUGGUUUGGUUCAGGAAGGAUAUCUUAGUCUUAUAAAGUGUAUCAAUAACUACCUGGUUGGCUGUCAGGUGCAGAAAUUCUGGAUUGGGGAUGACCAAUCCAGGGAUGCCGUCUUCAGGGUUGGGGAAAGGAGAGUGCAUGCAAUGUGCUUCCUGUAAUCCAAGGACCAGGGUAGCCCCUCUGGAACCACACGGAGCAGUGUGCUGUGGCAGCGUGGACAUUCUCAGGCUGACUCUCCAGGGUGAACUGACAGGAGAUGAACUUGAACGCAUAGCCCAGAAGGCCGGCAGGAAGACCUAUGCCAUGGUGUCCGGCCGCUCAACUGGUCAUUCUCUGGCCUCAGAACUGGUGGAGUCCAACGAUGGACAUGAAGAGAUCAUUAAGGUGUACUUGAAGGGGAAGUCCGGAGACAAGAUGAUCCAUGAGAAGAAUAUUAACCAGCUGAAGAGUGAGGUCCAGUAUAUCCAGGAGGCCAGGAACUGCCUGCAGAAGCUCCGGGAGGAUAUAAGUAGGAAGCUCGACGGAAAUCCAGGAGAUUCUCUCCAUCAACAGGAGAUACAGGUGGUGCUAGAAAAGCCAAAUGGCUUUAGUCAAGGUCCCCUGACUCCACAUAGCAGCCCACCCAAGGUGGACACCUAUAGAGAUGAAGAUGUCGAGAGCUUGAGGAGGACCGUGCAGGACUUGCUUGUCAAGCUGCAGGAGGCUGAGCGGCAGCACCAGUCAGACCGUGUGGAUUUUGAGGUCACACUCAGUCGGUACCAGAGAGAAGCAGAACAGAAUCGGGUGGCCCUUCAGAGAGCAGAGGACAGAGUGGAGCAGAAGGAGGCGGAAGUCGGGGAGCUGCAGAGACGCUUUGUGGGAAUGGAGACGGAGCAUCAGGCCUUAUUGGCAAAGGUCAGGGAAGGGGAGACAGCUCUGGAGGAACUUCGGAGCAAGAAGGUUGACUGCCGAGCAGAACAAGAAAAAGCUGCUAACCUGGAAAAGGAAGUGGCUGGGUUGCGGGAGAAGAUCCACCACUUGGAUGACAUGCUUAAGAGCCAGCAGCGGAAAGUCCGGCAAAUGAUAGAGCAGCUCCAGAAUUCAAAAGCUGUGAUACAGUCAAAGGACACUGCCAUCCAGGAGCUCAAGGAGAAAAUUGCCUACCUGGAAGCCGAGAAUUUAGAGAUGCACGACCGGAUGGAACACCUGAUAGAGAAACAAAUCAGUCAUGGCAACUUCAGCACCCAGAACCGGACCAAGACUGAGAACCUGGGCAGCGUUAGGAUCGCCAAGCCCCCCAGCCUAAAGCCCAUGCCUCUCAUCCGAGUGGUGGAAACAUGAGCUGCAGGAGACAAGAUGCUGCUGUUGCUGGUGCCUCUGGCCUGAGGAGGAGCCCACCACCCCUGGAGGCUGCCGGCCCUGACUUUGACUUCCCGACUGCUCCCUUCAUGGUUCCGAACGCCCAUCCUCUACGCUGGGCGGACGGGGGAUGAGCUCCCCCUCUGGACACUGCAGCCUCUGGAGGCCGGCGAUAUCCUGCCCGCAGGAGCCAGGGCAGUAGCCUUAUUCCCAUAGUUACUAUUUUUCUCUGUAGCAGAGCCUCCCUUCUGUUGUAGGCUGGAGUUUGUAGCCCGGGCCGGUUAUUCUGCCCCAGAAGCCAGGCCCUCCGCAGAUCGGGAGAGGUGACAAGAUCUGCCUCAGCCCUAGAGGCUGGAGGCACAGACGUCAGCAGUGAUUGGAGAGUGUCCCGGGGGCAUGAAGUUCCUUCCUUAAACACAGCUCAGUUCUUAGCAACAAACUGUUUGUUUUUCUAAUUGCUCCACCCUCACCCAAUGCUGACCCGGGCCUCCUGCAGACAGACAAUGGGGCUACCUGUCAGGGCCUGUGAACCUCAACUUUGACUGGACAGGCCUUGUCUUUUGGGGAGGGGGAAUGUCCUUCAGGGAGUAGCUCUUAGCAGAAAGGUUCUGUGAGGCCACGGACAGUUACGGGCGACUUCUGUCUGCUGUGAAGACUCCCAGAAUCUCUUAGGGUUUCCCCCUAAGUUGCAGUGCAAGAUACACCUCAUUCUUCUCGACUCAGCGCCUAAAAACUGUUUUCACUGGGUUACAUCCAUCUCAGUGAAGAAACUCUCGUGGUAUUUAUUUUGCUAAGUUAUUGGUGUUUUCGCUUACAUCUCACAACUGAUUAAAUACCAGAGUUCAGAGUUCUACAGCCUUCUCUUGCAGUGUUUGGAUUUGCUCGACAGAGGGAAAAGAGUGUUCCCAGUGGACUUGUCGAUUUCAGAAUGAUGUCAUAGUCUUUUUCUCUCUUUCCUGCUGCUUUUCCCUUCCUCCUCCAAACCUCAGGAAGGCAAGUAUUGAUAUAUUCUCCCUGAAGCAUCGGGGUCUGAGUGUCUGUUGUUUGGGGGAAGAGAGCAAUCAGGAGGGAUUGAAUUCUUCCCUUAACCCCUCUGUACCCCUCUGCUCCACAGUCAGUUUGUUAUCCUGGCUCUGCGUGAACCUGCCACUCAUCGAGUUUCUUUAGGGCUCUUCCUGCAGCCUUAAGGAGGAGAUAAGCAUCAGAAUGUGGUACCGUAGGACACAGAAAAAUGAAGAAUAAACAUUAAGUCUUUAGGUUCUACUUGGCUCAAAACCAGAAGCCUUAAGUCUGCGGUUUCUGUGCAUCAGGGCUGAGCUCCCAUGCUGGCUUUGUCCAUCGUGUUCUGGUGUUCUGGUGUUCUUCACGCCAUUCCCAUUUGUGAAACGAGGGGGUUGGACCAGAUAAUCUCCAUGGGCCCUUCCAGUUCUGAUAUUCUUUCCUGUGGCAUGUUCUUUGUGUGGUGAAUUUAAUAAAUUAUGUUCAUGUGUCUUUUCGA